UUCUGAGCUGGUCAGACCAGAGUCACAGCAAGCACAAACGUUUGUAAAAAAUCAAUCAAAGACUUUUUGGAUGAUUGAAAAAAAAUCUGUUUUUUUUCCGGAGAAAAUGUUUGUCACUGUACGGUUUGGAGAAGACCAAAGAGAAAUAUUUAACCCAAACUGCAGAAUUGUCAAUUUUCUCCACUCUCUGAAAGAUCGCUGUGGCUGCGAGGCUGAAGCUUGUGUAGAUCUAAUAGAUGAACUGGGUACCCUUGUGAAUCUGAGUGAGAAGGAAAAUUCUUCUGAAUAUACCAACAGCUUCUUAAAGGAGAGACAUGAUUAUAUCCUGAUUCAAGUUAUACGAGGUGAGACCAAUGAAAACAACAGAUAUGAAUCAUUAUUAUUAAACCUAGGAAAGCACUACCCUGAUGUUUCAGAUUUUCUGCAGAAACUGUCCAACCCACAGAAAGGAGGUGAUAAACGUACUUCUCUUUCUAGAAGAAGUCGUCAAGUCAAAGAAUCUGCUAAUAGUCACCAAGCAAGCAAGAAUAAAACACUGCCUGGGAACAAAAAGAAUACUGGCAUAAAUUACAAAAUUUAAGAGAAAUGUCCUCGCAUUUCGAAAAUCUGUUAGAAAUUAAAAAAAUGUUCAAGUACAUCGUAAAAAGGAAUUAUACAAUAAUGAUAAACGUUUUGUAAUUGAGUAUGCUUGCAUGAUUUUUAAACUCAAUGGAAAAACUUGAGAUAGAAAGAUACUUUGGCUCCCAUUAAGCUUGUAUGUCUUACGGAAUACAUCAGUGCUAUUAAACUUUAAAAAUGAGACAAUAAACUGUGAAUUAUGAACCAUUUAGGAUCUCUGAUGAGUAUUAUCUCCUAUCAUUCUGCAAAUGAAUGAUAUUGUUGAUACAACAAAAAUUGUUAGAAUGGAAUUAGGAAGAAGGAUUUUUACUCUUUACGGCAUUCCGCCAGUUCCUAUUGAUCUUUGAUGAGUAAGGUGGACUUUAGCACGUCAUGUAAAUAGCAUUUAUUGAUAUAUAAAGUGGGUAUACAGAAAUUGUUAGAGCUCAUAUAGCAUCAUGGCGUUAAUGGCUCAUCUGAUGCCCAAAAACAAUCUAUCUAAAAUAAACACAUUUUAGGAGCAUCACAGAGCCUGCCAAAAUAACACAAAUGGUAACAUUCCUGAAUCACAGCAUUUGAAUUCCCAGCUUUUUUAUGUGUGUGAAAAGCCAUUUUAACAGAAUGAAUGGUGACUUUGAACUGGCCUGGUAUGAGAGAGUCUGAGUAUUGUUAUAAGUGUCUUCUUAAUGAGUGGCGUUCCAACCAUCAUCACUUCUUUCUAGGAAGAAUAAAGCCUGGUCUAAUAGUAUAAAAUAUAGUGUACUUAUGUAAUGAAUACUGCUAAAAUGUAAAUAUGUGAGCAAUAAAUUAUUUGCAGGAAAGAAAAUACAAUUUCUUG
Messenger RNA from Polypterus senegalus (gray bichir), 1435 nucleotides. RefSeq lists its product as uncharacterized. Bases 71 to 580 code for a protein of 169 amino acids. NCBI's taxonomy places the organism in Eukaryota, Metazoa, Chordata, Cladistia, Polypteriformes, Polypteridae. The record is from RefSeq and is a predicted model, not a curated record. The transcript is spliced from 5 exons.